Messenger RNA from Habropoda laboriosa, 1122 nucleotides. It is a transcript of the gene Fib, whose product is annotated as rRNA 2'-O-methyltransferase fibrillarin. Gene Ontology annotation, cellular component: small-subunit processome; nucleolus; Cajal body. Bases 65 to 1021 code for a protein of 318 amino acids. The transcript is spliced from 5 exons. NCBI's taxonomy places the organism in Eukaryota, Metazoa, Arthropoda, Insecta, Hymenoptera, Apidae. Gene Ontology annotation, molecular function: histone H2AQ104 methyltransferase activity; rRNA methyltransferase activity; RNA binding. The record is from RefSeq and is a predicted model, not a curated record. Gene Ontology annotation, biological process: box C/D sno(s)RNA 3'-end processing; rRNA methylation.
CGUGUAUGGAGAAUUAAAGGUUGGAAUAAGUUGAAAAUAAAAAUUUAGGUAUUUAAGUUUAAAAAUGGGAAGACCGGGAUUUUCACCAAGUGGAGGUGGUGGAUUUAGAGGUGGUAGAGGAGGUGGAGGAAGAGGAGGUGGUGGUCGAGGAGGUGGUGGAGGAACUGGAGGAAGAGGAGGUGGUGGUCGAGGAGGUAGUGGUGGAAGAGGUGGUGGAAGAGGUGGAGGCACUCCACGUGGACGUGGUGGAAGUAGAGGAGGAAGAGGAGGACGUGGUGGAGGUGGUUUCAGAGGUGGCAAAACUGUUAUCAUAGAACCACAUCGCCAUGAAGGAGUUUUUAUAGCUAGAGGGAAGGAAGAUGCUUUAGUUACUUUAAAUUUAGUACCAGGUUCAGAAGUAUAUGGUGAGAAGAGGAUAAGUGUGGAGGGAGAAAAUACUGGUGAAAAAAUUGAAUACAGAGUUUGGAACCCUUUCAGAUCAAAAUUAGCUGCAGCUAUAUUAGGAGGUGUAGAUCAAAUUCAUAUGCAUCCUGGAAGCAAAGUUUUAUAUUUAGGUGCUGCAUCUGGAACUACAGUGUCACAUGUAGCAGAUGUUGUUGGCCCAGAAGGACUAGUGUAUGCUGUUGAAUUUUCCCAUAGGUCUGGUAGAGAUCUUAUAAAUGUUGCCAAAAAACGGACAAAUAUUAUUCCCAUAAUUGAAGAUGCAAGGCAUCCUCACAAAUACAGAAUGCUUGUUGGAAUGGUGGAUACAAUAUUUGCCGACGUGGCACAACCUGAUCAAGCUAGAAUAGUAACUUUAAAUGCUCAAUAUUUCUUGAAAAAUGGAGGCCAUUUUGUUAUUUCUAUUAAGGCAAGUUGUAUAGAUUCCACAGCCCAACCUGAAGCAGUAUUUGCCGCAGAAGUAAAGAAACUGAUUGCUGAUAAAAUGAAACCACAAGAACAAAUUACAUUGGAGCCAUAUGAAAGAGAUCACGCUGUUGUUGUUGGUGUUUUUAGGCCGCCACCUAAAAAGGCUACUUAAAAUUUUAUAUAUAUAUAUGUAUGCUCUGCAUAAUUAUUAACAUUAAAUCAUAACUGACCAUGAUCCUUAGAAUGUAUGCAAUAUGUUGUAAUUGCGAAUGA